Messenger RNA from Ectocarpus siliculosus, 684 nucleotides. NCBI's taxonomy places the organism in Eukaryota, Phaeophyceae, Ectocarpales, Ectocarpaceae. The record is from the annotation of a GenBank genome assembly.
AUGAAGGACGCGGACGAUAACAAAGAUGAUGAAGAUUCGGACGACGGCGAUGACAACGAAUACGAUGGUCAUGACUGCGGCGACGUUGGUAGUUCCGGCCGUAGCGAUCACGGGGUUGAGGCAGGGGGCGAGGCCAGGGGCGGGGGAGGUGGACCCGGGAGCGGGGGAGGCGGAGCCGGGACCGGCGAUGAUGUCGACAUGCAUGACUGGCUAGGUAACGGGCAGUCUGCGCUGAAGGUUCGCCUGGAUAUCUUCCACGGCCUCCAACGCGUGUCAAAGCUGUGCAAGAAGAGCCACGGCGCCUUCAGGCCCUUCAUGGCUCGACUGAGAGAUGCCUUACUUCAUUGUCAACUGGAUGACAUCAAAGAGGUAGAGCAGGCCCUUGGAUCCAAAGGAAUGAUACCAGAAGCCGUUGCUGAGUACAAGGACAAGAACUGGACGUAUUUCGUUCGGAAUUGUCGGCGGCUGGUGCCGGAGCAGAAACGAUUGCUCGAGCGCUUCAAUUUGGUGAUUAGUCAGUUCCAGAACGUAGUCGAUGCGAAAUCCGGAGAAGAACUUCUUCGGCCUAAGGCAAUGCAGGCCAUCGUUCAGCUCGGAUCUACGAAUGGAUCUGGACUCCUCGGGGAUCUUUGCUGUGCGCAUCACGCAUCUACCUUGCCUGCUGUAUCUUUUGUCGUCGACUGA